GUCGGGCCCGCGGAAAUGGGCGAGCAUAAUCUUCUUAAUCCUGGGUUUGUGGGACCUUUGGUAAACAUCCACACUGGAGACACAUUCUACUUCCCAAAUUUUAGAGCAUCCGGGGGACAACUGGCGGGGCUACCCUCUCUCUCCUACCCGAGAAGGGACAAUGUGUGCUCCCUCCCGUGGAAUCCGUCGGAGCCCUGCAAUGGAUACCCUCAGUCCUACUUUAGUAGUCCCGUGUCCAUUAACCCUUCCUUCAACCGAUCAUGUGAAAUAACACGGCCGGAGGAAGGCAAAUGCUACUAUAGCAACGGCAACGGUAGCAGGGAAAUCUGUUCGGAGGGCAGCGGUCUUAAAAGAGAGGACAGGGCUAGGGACAAUUCCUCCUUAGCCUCUGAUCACGGAAUCCACAAUGGCAUGGGCAACAGUGAUGCUUUUUCCAAAUAUGACUAUGGCAAUGAACAGCUAAACCAAGACCCACCGUCGUGCCAGUCCCUUGAAUCCGAUUCCAGUUCGUCGCUGCUCAAUGAAGGAGGGAAGACCCCUGCUAGCGACCCUCGGACACUGGCUUCGCCGGUAGAUCAAGCAGGCAGCUUGGCAGCAGGCGGAGGUGCCCCAUGGUACCCGAUGCACACCCGGAGCCGCAAGAAACGCAAACCCUACUCCAAACUACAGUUGGCCGAGCUGGAAGGCGAGUUCAUGCUCAAUGAAUUCAUCACAAGACAGCGGCGGAGAGAACUGUCCGACCGACUGAACCUUAGUGAUCAGCAAGUUAAAAUCUGGUUCCAGAACAGGCGGAUGAAGAAGAAGAGACUGUUAUUGAGAGAACAGGCUCUAUCCUUCUUUUAG
Molecule: messenger RNA, 843 nt
Organism: Scleropages formosus (Asian bonytongue)
Lineage: Eukaryota; Metazoa; Chordata; Actinopteri; Osteoglossiformes; Osteoglossidae
Gene: hoxc12a
Product: homeobox C12a
Exons: 2
Coding region: 16-843 (275 amino acids)
Biological process (GO): regulation of DNA-templated transcription
Molecular function (GO): DNA-binding transcription factor activity, RNA polymerase II-specific; sequence-specific double-stranded DNA binding
Source: RefSeq, a predicted model, not a curated record